Messenger RNA from Monopterus albus (swamp eel), 2658 nucleotides. It is a transcript of the gene sst3b, whose product is annotated as somatostatin receptor 3. Gene Ontology annotation, biological process: neuropeptide signaling pathway. The annotation marks the transcript as partial. The record is from RefSeq and is a predicted model, not a curated record. Gene Ontology annotation, molecular function: neuropeptide binding; somatostatin receptor activity. Gene Ontology annotation, cellular component: plasma membrane; neuron projection. NCBI's taxonomy places the organism in Eukaryota, Metazoa, Chordata, Actinopteri, Synbranchiformes, Synbranchidae. The transcript has 2 exons.
UGUCAGAACUGCACCAAACCUGAACCUGGACCACUCCCUGGUUUGGCUGGAAUAUUUAUACCUCUUAUUUAUGGGAUAGUGUGUGCUGUUGGCCUGCUGGGAAACACUCUAGUCAUCCAUGUUAUUGUCAACUACACCAAGAAUGAGUCAGUCACCAACAUCUACAUCCUUAACUUAGCCAUUGCAGACGAGCUCUUCAUGCUGGGUCUGCCCUUCCUAGCAGCACAGAACGCUCUGCUCUCCUGGCCCUUUGGCUCCCUAAUGUGCCGUGUGGUUAUGACAGUGGAUGCCAUCAACCAGUUUACCAGCAUCUUCUGCCUGACUGUGAUGUCAGUGGACCGGUACCUGGCCGUAGUGCAUCCCAUCCGCUCCUCCUGGUGGCGACGCCCCCAUGUAGCCAAGGCAAUCAGCGCCACAGUUUGGGGAGGGUCCUUUGUGGUGGUACUGCCAGUAGUGGUGUUUGCAGAUGUGCUAAAGGAUGAUGGGAACUGCAGCAUCGUGUGGCCUGAGCCAACAGAAGUGUGGAAGACGUCGUUCAUAGUUUACACGUGCACCGUGGGCUUCUUCUGCCCCCUGCUGGUCAUCUGUUUGUGCUAUCUGCUGAUCGUCAUCAAGGUGAGAAAUGUUGGAAAACGGGCGCAGGCUACAUCCUCUCGGCGCAGGAAGUCGGAGCGUAAAAUCACCAGGAUGGUAGUUGUAGUUGUGGCUGUGUUCGUCUUCUGCUGGCUACCGUUCUAUGUUCUGAACAUCGUCAACCUCCUAGUGAUCCUGCCUGGGGACUUCAGGGGUUUCUACUUUUUUGUUGUUGUGCUCUCAUAUGCAAACAGCUGUGCUAACCCCAUACUGUAUGGAUUUCUGUCUGACAACUUCAAGAGAGGCUUCAGAAAGGCCCUGUGCCGCACCUCACGCAGGGUGAAGAACAAUGACAGGGCUGGCACCGAGGUUCAGCGACCCACGGAGGAAUGGGGCGGCAUUGUAUACCAAACGCAAAAAAGCGAAGGCGCCACCAGUAUGCAUAAAGAAAACUGUGGUGAAAAAGAAGAGGAGGAGGAAAUCAAUGGAAUAGAAGAGUCCAUACAGAUGAGUGAAAUCUGCAAAAUGCCACAAAAUGGAAACCACUGUGGAGUAACAGAGUGCUCCAGAACACAGGUCACACAGAGGGGUAAGCCUGAGCUGGAGCACUCUGGUCAGGGGGCCAAACACGGACAUCGCACUGGAAAAGGCCCUGGCUUUGAUCCAGCUGAUGCAGUGCUCACUAUGACUGGUAACAGCAGGUCACCACCUGAAGAACUCCUGGACAAGAACUGUGUACUUGAAAUCAGCUAUCUUUAACAAAUGGGAAUGUUUUCAUUGGAUUUUGUACAGGCUCAGCGCUGGAUCAUGUGGAGUGACUAUGUAGCAAUUCAAAUAUUUGAAGUUGGGGUCUCUAUAACACCAAUUUGCAUUAUGUAAUAGACUGCCGCUAGCAAUGAUGUUUUUGCAGAGGUGUAAAAAUAAUGUAAUUUUGACAAAUAAUAAAAGACGACAUGUUGGAUUGGAGCCUAAAAGAAAUGUGAAAAGGAGGAAGAACAAAUAUAUAGAGCAAAAUGUUUUACAAAGGACAGAGUGCAGUUACUGUUGCCAAUAGUCGACGGCAUGAAGAAACAAGACAGUUUGAUUUUUUUUUUUUUUUGAUGUUUUGUCAUUCUUGGUCUUGACAGUGAUGCUAUUUUGCCAACUGUUUUACACACAGAAAGCCAAAGACUGAUGUAAUCCUGUACAUUUGGAUGGUGGGGGCUUCAGUGACUUUGCUAACUACAUCAAACACCAUCGUUAAUUUGUUUAUUGUCGUCACGUUGAAGACGACUACUGUACCACUACAUUUUGAAUAUCAGGAACACUUUGUACUGAAAUGGAUAAUGCACUGUAUGAAUCAUAACACACCUGAUGACCCACUGUGACAUGAAAAAUAUGUUUAAUUUCUACUUUUACUGCUUUGGCUUUUGAGAACAGCCCACAAAGGAUAAUUGUGCUGUUUUCACAAACACAUCUCAGCUCUGUAGCUUAGUGCUUUUGUCAAGCUCUGUGUAACAGCAUCCAUACUUGGCUACGACAUAGAUUCAAUUUUUUUUAUACGCUCAAGACGACAGAAAAUAUGCAUCUCUGGAGCACAACAACUUUUAAAGGUUGGCAACCUUAUACAUCCAACAAUGAGUCUCUGCUUUAUGCUCAUAGUUAUACACCAUCAAUACAGGAAAUGUGAGGAAACUGGAUUGGUUAUGAUGGUUGAAAUAGUAGUGCUGUGUUCUUUUUAGUGAAGUCUGUAUUUGUCUCAUGUCCAUACAGUAGUUUUAGGUCAACAGACCAACAUACCUUCAUUGUUUUGUCAGUUUUUUGUCUGUGAUCACAAAAAGUACAGUGUUUGCAUGAAGAUGUUAUAUUAUCAUUCAUGUUGUGAGAGCUUUGGUGAGGUAUGAAGUGAUUGUGUUGUGAGAGGGCUAAAUAAAUUCUUAUAAAUCACACCAUAUGUAAAUAUCUUGUCCUUUAGUAAAACUGGGGGUUGUGUGCUAUCACGCCACCUGAACCAGUGCACAUGUAGAGUGUGUAGUACGUACUGAAAUAUGUACAUGGCAUAUAUGCAACUGUAAUAUUUAUCAUUAUGACCUCUUGUUCACCAAC